AUGUUCGCCGGCCCGCCGGCGCACCGGGCAUGUGCGGACUGUGCCCUGGAGGUCGCCCUUCUCCACUAUGAGGAGCUGGGCGCCGAGCUGGACGCCGCCCAAGGGUCCGCGGGCGCGCUGGGCGGCGGGGACCUGGCCGUGCUGGUCCAGAGGUCGGAGAGCCGCCCCCGGGUCCUGUGGCACCUUUGCGCCCUGCUCGACUCGUCGGGGGCCUCCGUGCCGACCACCGGCGCUGCCUGGUGCCGCACCCACGCCGCGCUGCGCCUGCUCCAAGAGCUCGCCCUCUCGCCCGCCAGCGCUGCGGAGGCGCUCGCCGCGGAGCCGCGGCUGCCGCAGUGGCUCGACGAGGCCUGCCUCUUCGAGCACCGCGAGGACGCCCGCGCCACUGCGGCGGUGCGCGGCAGAGCCUCGGCGCUCCGCGCCGCGCUGCGCGGCGCCGCUCCCCAGCGGGGCGCGCGCCUGGCGUCCACGGACGCGCUGGUGGCGGGGAUGGUGCGCGUGCACCGGGACGACGCCUCCACGGAGUCUGGUUCAUCCGGCCCGGAGCAGGGCGCCCAUGCGCGGCGCCAUACGCCCGCAAACAAAUACACUGUAUACGUGCUGUGCUACAUCUACAGCGCUCUGAUCAUCAAGUACCCCCUGCACCUGAACAGCAAUGCUGACCUGCACAAGCUCCCCCAGUACUUCCUCAUCCACCCGAACUACAAAGUCACAACGAACGAGCCGCCUCCAAUGCACCGCUUCGACAGAGUCAAGGAAUACCGCAAUAACUGCACAUCCGACACCGGCUAUCUCAUCGCAGCCAUCCAGCGGCACGCCAACGACGACUACGACUUCGAAGACGUCGUCACCAAGAUCCGCCUACAGAAGUCCAUGCUGCUAUAG
This is a messenger RNA of Prorocentrum cordatum, 885 nucleotides long. The record is from the annotation of a GenBank genome assembly. NCBI's taxonomy places the organism in Eukaryota, Dinophyceae, Prorocentrales, Prorocentraceae.